Molecule: messenger RNA, 1671 nt
Organism: Drosophila ananassae
Lineage: Eukaryota; Metazoa; Arthropoda; Insecta; Diptera; Drosophilidae
Gene: ttm2
Product: mitochondrial import inner membrane translocase subunit TIM50-B
Exons: 1
Coding region: 277-1560 (427 amino acids)
Molecular function (GO): phosphoprotein phosphatase activity
Source: RefSeq, a predicted model, not a curated record
AUAUUUAAAUGUGGAAAAGAAAUCGUAAUAGAAGUAAUCUGCGAACAAAAUUUCAUUACAAAGAUCCCUCCCACAAACAAAAGAAAAAAUUACCUCUCCCUCGGUUGGUCAAUUCAAAAAUGUCAAAUUCUAUAGUGGCUAAUUCUUGACGAAAACUCUUGACUGAAUCUUUCCUAUUCUAAUUGUUAGUCGAUCGGGAAAGGGCAUUUGGAACCCGGACUGGACGGGACUGGAAGAAAGGAUCGGAUCUUAUCAUCUGGAAAGUAAGAAUCGCCAAUGACUACCAUAGCCAUUGGGCGGCUGCUUUGUGGAUGCCCGCGGAUUGGUCGCAAGCUCAUCAACACCUCGCGAACUUUGACCUCGGGCUUGUGGCGCACAAUGGUCCUCACACUGACGGAUCGUGAUCAGGAUACGGAUCGUGAGCGAGUUGGCUUGGAAGCGGGCGACCAUCCCAGUAUAAUGGAGGAUCCGGCAAUAAGGCAACCUAAUUUAUGUUUCGGCUUUCUUCUGCACAAUCGGGGCAUACCCACCAUGGUGUACAUGGCUCACAAACGACACUACUCUACCUACGAGAAGACAUCGACGCAGAUCCUCUCGAAGCUCUUCCCCCAGACAUCGGAGGAGCCCAAUGACGAGGAGAGCCGGGAGCGGCGGCGUCGCGAGGAGGAGGAGGAGCUUCAGGAAAUGGAACGGGCCUGGAAACGGAUGAAGCUCGGAUUCGGCAUCUUUGGCAUUGGUGGCCUGCUCUUCUCGUUUUGGGCCAUAUAUUACUUUGGCAAGCCGGCGGUGGAUGAGAACGGCAACGAGGUGUUGGACGAGUUUAGCCAAUUGCCGUUGGCGGAACAAUAUAUGGCCCGGACCUGGAAGUCGGUGAAUCACUUCCAGCGCUUUAUUCAAGAGCCGUCCAGCCAAAAACUAUUGCCGGAGCCCCUGCAGGCUCCCUAUGUCCAGCCACCGUAUACACUGGUCCUGGAAAUCAAGGAUGUGCUGAUACAUCCCGAUUGGACCUACGAGACGGGCUGGCGCUUCAAGAAGCGACCCGGUGUGGAUGUGUUUUUGCGAGAGUGCGCCAAGUACUUCGAGAUCGUUAUCUAUACGGCGGAGCAGGGUAUCACAGUAUUCCCCCUGCUGGAUGCCCUCGAUCCAAAUGGUUAUAUUAUGUACCGUCUUGUUCGGGACUCGACCCACUUUGUGGGCGGGCAUCAUGUCAAGAAUCUGGACAAUCUAAAUAGAGAUCUGAAGCGGGUGGUGGUGGUGGAUUGGGAUAGGAACUCCACCAAGAUGCAUCCCAAGAACUCAUUUGCAAUACCGAGAUGGUCUGGCAACGACGAUGAUACGACUUUGUACGACUUGGUCUCGUUUCUGAGUGUCCUGGGCACCAGCGAGGUCGACGAUGUGCGUGAGGUCUUGCAGUACUAUAACCAAUUCAAGGAUCCAAUAUCCCAGUUCCGGGAGAAUCAACGGAAGCUCAGCGAACAGAUGCAGGCCGACGAGCUGGAAAGGAACAGCAAGACCAAGCCGGUCGUCAAGAAUUGGACUCGUGGCUUUAUAAAGCAUUGAAAACGUUGUGGUUCUCAUGAUAUGUCCAUCACUUUUGGUUUCCUUUCCGAUUUAUGUUAGUAAUUCCCCAAAAGAUUUAAAACUGACAAUAAAUUUUUUGCACAAAAAAAA